Anguilla rostrata (American eel) is the source of this 1497-nucleotide messenger RNA. RefSeq lists its product as uncharacterized. The transcript is spliced from 7 exons. The record is from RefSeq and is a predicted model, not a curated record. Lineage: Eukaryota; Metazoa; Chordata; Actinopteri; Anguilliformes; Anguillidae. The coding region runs from base 264 to 1277 and encodes 337 amino acids.
UUUGUAAUAAGCUACAAUUAUACAAAAAGAAAUUUGUCCAUAUCAGUCCAAAAUAUAUUUUUAUGAUUCAUUGUUCCUCAGAUUCAUUUCACAAAUAUUCUUUGUGGACUCAAUUUAAUGAAUAUUUGCCUUUGAUUCAUGAAAAAAAAGAAAAAGAAAAAGAAGAACAUGAUGGAAUGUGGACAGUAACCAGAGUCUAAAGUCUGACAGAUAAGUGUAUAUAAAAGUAAUGUGAUCUUUGCUUGAUCACUGCGUAUGACUGGAUGAAGAUGGAAGGGAGACCAGUGGCUGUGCACGCAGUUUGCAUUCUCCUGGCUGUUCUCAGCUCGGGACUCACAGAAAUGUUUGUGAAGGCAGCGGCAGGACAUCAGGGCGUCUUUGCUGGUUUGUUUCAGACAACCACACAGAAUGUUUUAAAAACAUUCCCCAUUGAAGUCUCUCUGGAUGGCUGGGUUGGUUCAACCUGGAUUAUAUUGAAUGUGUGGACAGCUGGGUGGCUUGUGUAUGCCUUCUCUACGGUCAUCCGAAGGAACAUAUUUGGUCCAAUUUGCUGCAACCCUGAAAUCCAUCCUCCAUCUAAUUAUUUGAUUUGGAUUUGUAUCAAUACUUUAAGGAUUUGCUGGCUGUUCCUCUGGGAUAGACAAUACAUUUCAGUAGCCAUUGGUGUGAAAAUGCUUGUCCCAAUCUGCAGCUAUUAUAUGCUGUUUGUUUCUUAUCACAACCUUCAUCGACAUAACACUUGGCUUACAAUCAACUGCCCAAAUGAAAGAUGGUACAUUCGGUUCAUGACUCAAAAUGGACUGGCUCUCUUUGCAUCCUGGACUUUCAUAGAGGCCCUGAUAAAUGUGGGCGUGGCUCUGAAGUACAGGGUGGGCCUCCCGGACCCACUCGUCAGUGCAAUAGUUCUCACAGUGCUGCUUUUGGGGAUCCUUCUUUGGUUUGUUUUUGAAAGCUUCAUCUUUUCGCAAUAUAUCCUCUACACCUUCACGGUUUUCCCUGUGGCAGUUCUUUGUCUGGGUGCGAUGUUCACGAACAGCUAUCGCUUUGAUGACUUAGCACCAAUCACCAUUUAUUGUGGAUUCCUGAUGAUUGUCGCCACAGUUCUGAAUUCCAUCCGUUUAGUUGCGGUCUGCUUCUACAAACAGACAAAACCUGCGAUUCUCUCGCUACCUUCCUUCCUACCUGCAUAUAACGGUGAGCCUGUGUAUAAAGUGAAGGUCCAUGAGAAUAUGAGUGGCAAGUCUGGUGUUGUAAAUAACCAGUUCUCUGAGAACUGACAAAGAUUAAGUAUUUAUAAUACGUAUCAUGGAGGUCCUCGGGAGUGUCUAUGUUCAUCAACAUAUAGCAACUCAUUGUUCAACAUUAGAUUACAUUAUGUCGGCUUGCCAUUGAAGGCUGUGGAUGAAUAUAAUGUUAUUUCUAUGACAAAGGAAAAAAACUUUAACAUUAAAAGUUAUUGUUUAGAUGGUUUAAGGUUUAUUUGACUAAACUUCAUGG